Molecule: messenger RNA, 470 nt
Organism: Angiostrongylus costaricensis
Lineage: Eukaryota; Metazoa; Nematoda; Chromadorea; Rhabditida; Metastrongylidae
Source: the annotation of a GenBank genome assembly
CGCCUCCUUCCAGAACGUCAUGCCAACACUGGAAUGGGAUAAUAUGGGAGUGAAAGCUAAAAGAUAACGACUUUAUAACAUUUGUGCUUGAUCUCUACAUAACGUCCAGUGCGUCCCAUCGGGUCAUCCACCGUAGUAAUAAUUCCGUGGCGUCUUUUUUCUGGGAAGAAAGUCAUUUUCAAGAGAACAUUGUUCGACGACUGCUCACCAGGUGUGCCAACGGUGAAAUUUCCAACGUAAAUCUCACUGUAGUAAUCGUACAACUUCUGCGACUUCUUCUUGAGUAUUUGAGCACGGCGAUGAUGUGGUUCGCUCAGGUAUUUGUGAUAGAUGGUGCUGUUGCAGUAUGGCGCGAGAUUGAGGACAGCGUGUUAAAUGCGUUGACCAAUAGUAUGCGAGGAGGUGAUGACAAACAGUUCGCUACUGGGAAUGAAGAAUGUGAUGCUGCUCAAGAUUCAAACCAAACCUAA